Scophthalmus maximus (turbot) is the source of this 834-nucleotide messenger RNA. RefSeq names its product holotricin-3-like. The transcript is spliced from 4 exons. The record is from RefSeq and is a predicted model, not a curated record. NCBI's taxonomy places the organism in Eukaryota, Metazoa, Chordata, Actinopteri, Pleuronectiformes, Scophthalmidae. Bases 135 to 554 code for a protein of 139 amino acids.
AAAAAUGUUCUGAUGGGAGUUGAGGCUUCAAGCUGAGGUGCGGCUGCACAUAAAUAAAGGGCCGACAGGUGACGGAUGUGUCUGUGGACCUACUCUCCAGCUCACACAUCCGUUGUUUUGUCUAAAGAUUCAAUAUGUACGGUCACAACCAAGGAAACCAGUACCCCCCUGGCUACCCGAACCACCCUCAACAGAUGCCAGGGGGUUACCCUCAAUAUCUUCCAGGCACUGUCCCACAACCAAACUGCCCUCCUCAGCCCCACGGUCCACAUCCAGGCCACCGCGGACACGGACCUGGGCCUGGUUAUGGCCACGGACCUGGGCCUGGUUAUGGCCACGGACCUGGGCCUGGUUAUGGCCACGGACCUGGGCCUGGUUAUGGCCAUGGCCAAGGGCAGGGAUACGGACAGGGCCAUGGCCAAUGCCAUGGACAAGGCCACGGCCAUGGCCACAAGCACAAGCACAAGCAUGGUCACAAGCAUGGCAAGUGCCACAAGAAAGGAAAGGACUGUCAUGGGUCCUCCAGCAGCUCCUGCAGCAGUGACUCUGACUGAUUCCUGGAUGGAAAGAGACAAGUGGCCACCUGGAGAUCAUCGACCAUAUUUUUAUAAUCAAUAUUUUACUGCCUAGAUGUUUCUCUACAUAUGUUUUUUUAAUUUCAAUUUCAUAUGCCUUCUGACAUAACAUAUUGUAUCAAAAAAAACAUUUCACUUCAAUUCAGAUAAAUUCGAAAUUUAAUAACUUUGGUGUAAGGGACCUAUUGAAGACAUUAUUGUUUCCAUGAUGUUUGUUUUUGAGAAACAGAUUACUGCGUGAUAAAUACCAGUACAUUAA